Messenger RNA from Pogona vitticeps (central bearded dragon), 7258 nucleotides. Lineage: Eukaryota; Metazoa; Chordata; Lepidosauria; Squamata; Agamidae. The record is from RefSeq and is a predicted model, not a curated record.
GUCUCUGGAAAAGAUCACGCUGGGGAAGGCAGCAGGACAAGAGGAACACCCAAUACGAGAGGGACUGACUCCCUCAACGAAGCCAUGGGCUUGCAUUUGCAAGAGGCCACCCGUCGUUGCCAACGCACCGGGCGGAAGAGUCGAUGGCCCCGUAGCCCGACCUGAUUCCAAGGGGACGGCUUGCGUUGACGCCCCUCAGCUGUCAGUCCCCGGGACAUCGUGUGGUGUGUUUCCAGCCAGAACGCGGCACUUGAGCGAUGAUCAACGUGUAGGCAAGGGAUGCAGCCUUGAUGGAAUUCAAAUGUGACAUUUCUCAACAAAACAGAUGGAUGACUCGGGACAUUAGCAUAGGUCGGAAUGCUCAGAAUAUUGACAUUUUCCAAGAUUUGCUGGCGUCUGAAGUUAGAAAAGAAAAUCUCCCCCCCUCCAAAAAAAAAUUACCCAGGCUUCUGUCCCAACCAGAAGGUGCCUUUAACCCGACUUUAACACAUAACAGCCUCCCCAAAAAACCCAACUGAGAUUAAUCAAAUGUUGGAAAAGGGGGUAUAUAGAGAGCACCUUCUUUUCUCCAUUCCUGGUUUAGCCUCCAGCAUCUCCGAGGAAGAUUCCUGGAUGUGCCGAGAGUGAGAACAGCAUCGAAGACGACAGACCCGCGUUCUGGUUUGUUUUAAAGCCAUUUCCUUACCUCCUAACUCCAAAUAGCCUUGCUCUAAGCCUCAGGCGCGGUGGUUGAACUGCAGUCCUGUAGUCGAGCCUCUGCUCAUUCCCCCCACCCAUCCAGUUUUGAUAACUUGCUCGAAUUACAGCAGAUUUCUUCUCCUUCUCUUCUGGGUCAAGGUCCGGCUGGAAGCCUGAGCCUUCUACAUAGCUAUGCUUUUAAGCGAUGAUGUACCUUGCUCCUUCAUGCUCUACUUUUUCAAAAGCCUCUGGGCUGAAAAGGUAUACUGUAUACGGAAAUAGAUAUUGCUAACACGAUGGAUGGCGUUGAAGAUAAGCGGGUUCAGACGGCAGUGGGACAUCCAAAAGUUGGGGAGGGGGGGAUUUGAAAGAAUCGCAACGCUUCUUUCUGAACAUUUAAAAAAAAAACCUCAGAAAUUCAAGUUCACCUAAUUUCUGUUACUGAUUUAGACUUGCAGCUCCUUGCAACACAGAGAUUAGUUGUUAGGGGAAAUGCUAGCAAUGUUACUCCUAGGCUCUUGGGUCUUUCUCUCCCUUGUUCUCUCUGGGUGAGGUCCCUUCUUUUUCCUGCUCCCUCUCUAUGGUCACUUCUGAUUUCUUGAGGACUAGAAACACCACCCCCACCCAGUGUUCUUGCCCUGGAAAGCCAGCUGUGCAGGUAUCUGUAACUAAAUUGAGGACAGAAUCAGAGAGCUCCUAAUUCCCCGUCCAGGAGAAACAAAGUCAUAUAUUUAUUUAUUUAUGGCCCCGCGUCACUUUGAUUUAAGCAACGGGCCUUGGUUUACGUGUGCUGCGGGAAUCGAAACUGGAACAAACAGAAAUAGGGCAAAUGCUUAUGAGCAAGCAGCUGAGCGUUUCUGCAUUCCUGGGUUUCAGAUUUUAGCUGACCUCACCCGGCAGGUUCGCCGUGCGCUGGAUGUCACAUUUCGGAGAUGACACAGCACUAAAGUCGAUGCGUCGAAUCUUGAGAGACUGCAGGCCAUUUUUCUCGCGCGGUUCUCUGCCACCUGGAACGAGACGCACCCCAUGUUAUGUGAAAUGUCUUUGAUUCAAUGUUAAUUUUUUUAAAAAAACCCACAAAAUUGGAAAUUUUGCACGUGUGCACUCUGCAUGCCAAAGUUCACCGCCGAGAAGCCCAGGGGUUAAAGCUGAAUGUGCUUUAACCUCGUGGCUUAGACUUUGUGGUUGUGUACACGGGGUUUAUUUUGCAGUUGUGUUCACUGCCUUCCGUGACACCGCAAGGAGCCAAGCUGGUUCCCGGGUUUUUGGCCCUGAAAUCUCACGUCGUUCCUGCCACACCUUUUCCAAUACUCAUCCUAGGAUUUUAAUCCCUACAAAAAAAUCAAUGGGGGGAAAAUACUGCAUUCUAUGUGCCUGGCCAGGAGACGUCUCUCGUUUCCUGAUUUAUUUCGAUCACUCAGAAGAAUUGGCAGUUUUCGAACGAGAAAAUGUUCAGGUGUCGAAGGUAGAAGGUUUUGUGGGGGGUUUUUUGUAAAAAGGAUCGGUGAAAUUUUGGUGGGGCCUUUUCCUGAUCCCAAAAUCCUCCGAUCUUGUCCUCCAUUUCAAGGAAAGAGUCAUUUUAAAUAGGAUGAUAGUUAAGGUACGGUCCCCCUCUGGACACGGAACUGGAUCUGCUUUUUCGAAAAUGCCAAUGGUUGAGAAUUUUCCUUGUGUUUUUUGUACUUUUGAUGAAUCAGAACCCACACACUUUGUAGAUAUUUUCAAAAGGUUGAUGGGGGGGAUGACAUUUUCAAAGAUUAAAGGCGAAGGAAGCACACCGACCCCUAGUCAUUAACUGUCACUGAGCACCAAAGCAACACACGCAUUCCCGGUGCGGUGCCAUGGAUAGAAUGACGGUCUAGGACUCUGGAGGCCUGAGUUCGAAUUCUCGCUUGUCCGUGGAAACUCCCUGGGGGAGUGGAAGUGAUCAAACCCCUCCUUAAAUAUCUCACUGACUUUGAAAGCCCUCUUAGGUUGCUGUAAGUUCCGACUUGAUAGCGCAGAAUGCACACGCAGAAGAUAGGUUGUCUGGAUUUCGGCAGCGUUGUGUCCUGCCUCGCCACCGAAUUCCCCAGGGGGUGACGUGACCGUGCCCUGCUGUUAUAACCUUCCUUGUUACUUCCUCCGUUUUCUCCCCCUUCUCUCAGAAAACCCAUUAAGGAGAUACGCCAACAUGGCGGUAAAAGUGCGUUCAAACUGCUGGCGAGGCGAAAACGUCCACAGCCACCUGUCUGGCUAAUGCAAAAAAGCGGCGAGGGCCUUUGGAGAUUAUCUGUCGCAGAAUCAUCCCGAGGGGAAGAAUGGUUCAGAUCACCUCCUGGCGGAUUCCUACGUCGGGCAGGAGGACUCUCCCGAGAUGCACCAGGCGAGCCAGAACAAGCGGCGUCUCUCCCUGAUUUCCGACGGCAAGUUUGAGCGGAGCUUCUCGGAGGAGCGCGGGGAGAAGCUGUCGGGCGAGGGCCCCAAGCCCCGGGUCUACACCAUCUCCGGCGAGCGGCCCAUGCUCUCGCACCACCAGAGCGAGAGCAUGGAGCUGGUGGUCCUCAAGGGGGCCGAGCCGGAGGAGGGCGCAGAGCCGCACGGAGAGGAAGAGGAGGAUGAGGAGCAGCCGCCGGGAGACCCGCUCAAAAACGGCGGCAGCUCCCACAACGUGAGCCGGGCCGUCAAAGGGAGCUGGGCGAGCCACCGGCAGGUCUCCAAAGACUGUCCCGCCUGCACCCAGCUGGCCGCGCCAUCUCCGCACGGCUUCGAGCCCUCGGAGCCUCACCACCACCACCACCAUCAUCACCACCACCACCACCCGACCGGGGAGAACAGCUGGCGGCGGAAAAAGCUGGAGAGAAUGUAUAGCAUCGACCGCGUGUCAGACGAUGUCCCCAUCAGGACGUGGUUUCCAAAAGAAAACCUCUUUACGUUCCAGACAGCUACGACGACUAUGCAAGCCAUCUCGGCAUUCAGGGGCUACGCAGAGAGGAAGAGACGGAAACGGGAAAAUGAGUCCGCAGCCCUGAUCCAGAGAAACUUCAGGAAGCAUCUUCGCAUGGUGGGGAGCCGCCGCAUGAAGGCGCAGACCUUUGCUGAGCGGCGAGAGAGAAGCUUCAGCCGGUCCUGGAGCGACCCAACUCCCAUCAAGCCAGAAAACCUCAAUGAUUCCCGGGAAAGCCAUGAGCUCCAGGAUUCGUGCGGCGCCCUCGACAAAGGGGUCGACCUGAACUGGGAGGCGGAAAAGGAGGCGGAAGCCACGGCCUGCAGGGGAGAAGAUUUUGUCCCGCCAAAGAUCAUGCUCAUUUCCUCCAAGGUGCCCAAAGCGGAGUACAUUCCAACCAUCAUCCGCGGGGACGACCCGUCCAUCAUCCCCAUUCUCUACGAUCACGAGCACGCCACCUUCGAUGACAUUCUGGAGGAAAUUGAGAAGAAGUUGACCAUUUACCGAAAGGGCUGCAGGAUCUGGAAGAUGUUGAUUUUCUGUCAGGGCGGUCCAGGACACUUAUACCUCCUGAAGAAUAAAGUCGCCACGUUUGCCAAAGUGGAGAAAGAAGAAGAUAUGAUCUGUUUCUGGAAGCGGCUGGGCCACCUGAUGAGCAAAUUGAACCCGGAGCCGAAUGUCAUUCACAUCAUGGGGUGUUACGUCUUGGGGAACCACAACGGGGAGAAGCUGUUCCAGAAUCUGAAGAAUCUGAUGAGCCCCUGCCGUGUGACCUUUGAAUCCCCGCUCGAACUCUCUGCUCAAGGGAAGCAAAUGAUCGAAACCUACUUCGACUUCCGCCUUUACCGCCUCUGGAAAACCCGCCAGCACUCCAAGCUGCUGGAUUACGACGACAUCUUAUGAGGGCCAGGCAGGGAGUUGGUUGAUUUUUACCGGAACCUCAGGCGGCCGAGCGGCGUGCAAGAAAGACCUUUUUUUAAACAGGAGAGGUGGCAGUGGAAGCCCAUCGGUGGCUCGGCAGAGCGAAACACGGAGCGUCGUGGGCCGUGAUGUCGAGAGGCUCAGAAGGGGCAGCUUGCGUCUUCGGGCGUGGCUCGGGCCGGCCCGCGCGUCGGACGGAGAGGGGGGUCUUCUGGAUCGAGGCAGGUUGGCCCACCCUGCCGAUCACCAGGUCGCGAAAGGGGCAAAAACUCUCCAGUUCACGUCCUUUCCCCCUAAGGCAUUCCAUGCUCAGGUUUUCUUAACUACGGAAAUGCGAACUGUUCCUAAAGUUCCUCUUUUUUUUCCUUGCGCUACAAGACGAAGCAGGUAACCGAGGGCACACCUCAUCCGUUUUCAGGACCGUCCCGCUUCACGCAUGGACGUUCUUCUCUCAUUCGGAAACGAAGAACAUCGUACUGCGCACCUUGGCGAUGCGAGGUCUGAAAUCUUUAUGGGGCUUUGCAGGGACUCGGACUUUGAGAAAGCGUGUCCAUUUUAAUAGGGAAAGCAUAACUUAUAAAUAGAUAUAUAUAAGUGCGAUUUUUCUAUGAAUAGAGGGAUAAUUUACUUAGCUGUUGCCAUAAACACCCACCCACAACCAAUAGAGGGGGUAUUUUUGGUCUGCUUGAAAAUAUAUUUGAAACAACAAUAUAUCUUCUGUAGACAGCUAUCUAUCUAUCUGUAGCUAUAUAUAAAGAGGGAAUUUGUGUGCAAUCACCAGCAGGAUGGUUUUUCACACACGUUUUUGGCAGACGUCUCGGUCUGCGUUGAUUGAUUUAGUUUCCGGAUGAGCCGUGGAAGGGGAAACGCCUCGUGAGCUUCCCUUAAAAAGGGUCGGUUGGCUUCCGAGCCAACCAUUUUUAGUUUAGAAAUACGGCAACGUGGCUGAGGAAGAGAUUCUUUGUGUGUGUAUGUCUGUGUGUACAUACACACUCACCCUACAAAGUAGAAAUUAAUAGCCAUGUUAAAAAGACUGUCUCUCCUUAUCUCUGUGCACUUAUUCUUACCAUCUAGGUGAUUUCCCCCCCCCCAAAAAAAUUCAGAUUUUAAUCUGUAGGUCUGACGAGGAACCAGCAGCACUUGAAUUGUGGAGGGAAGACCCUCCGCUGGGGGGUGUAGCACAGCAUUACAACGCUGGGACACAAUCUCAAAACGCAACGCCUACCUUUCUCGCCCUUGUGCAGAGAGGAGAAAUUUUCCGUCGGCUUGCGAGGAAAAUCCGCCGACACUCUUACCGACCUAUCGGGCUCGGCUGGUGGGCUGCGCCAGUUCGGAAAUGCCAAUUCUGCGCGUGUUAGCUUUUUGGAGGGAAUGUGUUCAAAGUGUGUGUGUGUGUGGACGGGGAAGCUUCCUCUGUGUUAAUACCACAUUUGGGUGACGUGGAUAUCUGAGAAAAACCCCAGACUCUGACAGAUGCGUAAGUUUCCAUGGUUUCGUGGGAGAGACGAUUGCAGUGUUCUCUUUUCGAAUCGGAAGGAUUUGCCGAUUUGCCCGAUUUCAGCUUUUGUGUUUCGUUUCUUUAAAAGUUGGCAAAGUGAACCAAAUCUGUCUUCUUAACCUUUCAUGUGGUCAAGUGGCCGUCCCCCCCCAUAACAAGCCUACGUGGCCCACGUCCUUCCUUGUUGGGGAGGCGAUACCCAUCCUUAUCGGUAGUGAUCACUCCCCCAGCAAAUAACCGAAGUCCAGCAUUCGUGGUCUCUGUCCAUAUGUUGUAAAAUUCGUCGGAGAAGCCAAAUUAGAGAGCCGUCUUCAUUUGCUUGAGAAUGACUUCAAAGGUUAAGAUUUGGCCCUUAAAAGUCAUUAGUUUGUUUGUUUCUUAAGGGGCUUUUCAGGUCCUGAAUUCUUUCCAUUUUUGAGCAUAACAUUAUAAGGAUAAGUCUCUUUUUAAGGAAAAUAUUUGGUUUUUUUUAAAUGUAUAAAUCUAUAUAGCAACAGUUUGCUGCAGUGGGGUAAACGUGUUAUCUGUCCUUCCCGCCCCACCCGAGCAGCAUUGCGCUUAAAACGUAACUAUAAAGAGCUGAAACACGAAGACAUGAAAAAUAAGAUUUGCCAAAGCUUAUUUGGUAAAACCAGCAAUAUCUUACGAACAGUUGCCUCAAUAUUAAUGGAAGUCAAAGCAGCCAGCUGUGGCUGGAAUACCUGCACAAAGGGUUGUACAAAACUAUUUUAAUAAUAAUUAAUAAUUAUUAUAUGCUAGGCUCUUCUGUUUCCUCCCCACUGUUUCAACCGAAAGAUGUUAGACAUCUCUCUUGCAGGAUUAGACCUCCUCUAAGGAUAGAGAGAUUUUUGCUUGGUUCGUGACUGGAUAAGACAUUUUCGGAGUUUUAACAGAUUUCUUCCUGAAUGCCGAAAGUAAGAACUUGAAGUUCGUAAAAAUCGGAUGCAAGAGAGCAUUAUAACACAGAUUCUCUCAUCCAGGCAGAGUGUCUUAAAAAUGGAUUUCGAAACCUCUGUUGUUUUUCCUGAGUCUGGGUGGCCACUAUUUUUCUCGUUUUGACAGCCUGCAUUGUCUUUAACACUACAGGGAGCGAUGCCCUUUUCCGUGCUCCAAAUUGCUAUGUCUGUCACCUCUGUACCAUGUUGAGGAUUGAGAAUUGUCUUUUGAGUUCCUUCUUGAUCAAGACCUUUGAAAAGUUCUUCCUAAAUUCGGCAGAAAUGCUUGAGAUCAGAUUU